CGCCUCUUCGUCACUCCCCGCUCAGCCGCUCGCGCUCCCAUCUGACGUGGGCCCCACACACCCGCCUUUCUCCCGUGCUGCGCGCGCAGGUCCCCGCAGACCCGGAAGCGAUGGCGUGAAGGGGAGGUCGUGGUGAGAACCCCGAGGCUCCCUCGGUGUCAGAGCAGGACUAACUUCUGGAAAGUGAUAUUAUCUGAAGAGGAAGCCCCAGGGAGGAGGAAGAGGGAAGAAAAGGAGCCAAGGAUGGCGGCUGUGACUCAGUUGACAUUCGGAGACGUGGCUGUGGAGUUCACCGGGGAGGAGUGGCGGUGCCUGUCCCCUGCUCAGCGGGCUCUGUACAGGGAAGUCAUGCUGGAGAACUACAGGAACCUGGUCUCCGUGGGAAUCUCCCCUCCCAGCGUGAGUGUGAUCCCCCUGUUGGAGCAUGGGGAAGAGCCCUGGGUGGCACAGACUGACGUGGAAACACCAGGAGAGUUGAAUGGUUGGGAAGGCACCAAAGGCGUGAGCGCAGGUAAGAGCUCAGAUGUGCAGAGAUGGAGCUGGGGAACUGGCCACAAAUGGAAGUCUUCUGUAGGAAAACAUUAGUUCCUCUGCUGUGAGCCCUAAAGGACUUUAGAAUUUCCCCCACUUGUCACUCUGUCCUUCAGAGUUUUAUGCCAUUCUGUAUGUCCACUACAUUUCCUUCAUGCAUUGAAAGACUCCCAGGCUCACUCCCCAGCUAAUGGUGGGUGUACAGUACCCCAACAUCUCUUCUGAGUAGUUUAUU
Molecule: messenger RNA, 766 nt
Organism: Perognathus longimembris pacificus (Pacific pocket mouse)
Lineage: Eukaryota; Metazoa; Chordata; Mammalia; Rodentia; Heteromyidae
Product: zinc finger protein 766-like
Exons: 4
Coding region: 244-585 (113 amino acids)
Biological process (GO): regulation of DNA-templated transcription
Source: RefSeq, a predicted model, not a curated record